AUGGCUGCCUUCAGACUUCUGGUGAAGUACAAAAUCAUUAAAAAGAGAACCAAGAGGUUCAUCCGGAACUCGUCAGACCAAUAUGUCCAAAUUAAGCACAACUGGUGGAAACCCAGAAGCAUUGACAAUAGGGCGUACAGAAGAUUCAGGAGCCAGAUCUUGAUGCCCAACAUUGGUUACGGAAGCAACAAGACAACAAAGCGCAUGUUGCCCAGUGGCUUCCGGAAGUUCCUACUCCACAAUGUCAAGGAGCUUGAAGUGCGGUUGAUGUACAAUAAAGCUGACUGUGCAGAGACUGCUCACAAUGUCUCCUCCAAGAACCACAAAGAUGUGGACAAAACAGCCCAGCUGGCAACCAGAGUCACCAGUCCCCACGCCGGGCUGUGCAAUGAAGAAAAUGAAUAG
Mustela lutreola (European mink) is the source of this 405-nucleotide messenger RNA. RefSeq names its product large ribosomal subunit protein eL32-like. The transcript has a single exon. Gene Ontology annotation, cellular component: cytosolic large ribosomal subunit; ribosome. NCBI's taxonomy places the organism in Eukaryota, Metazoa, Chordata, Mammalia, Carnivora, Mustelidae. The record is from RefSeq and is a predicted model, not a curated record. Gene Ontology annotation, molecular function: structural constituent of ribosome. Gene Ontology annotation, biological process: translation. Bases 1 to 405 code for a protein of 134 amino acids.